Messenger RNA from Symbiodinium sp. CCMP2592, 663 nucleotides. The record is from the annotation of a GenBank genome assembly. NCBI's taxonomy places the organism in Eukaryota, Dinophyceae, Suessiales, Symbiodiniaceae.
AUGUUUCGUGGGGUCACAACUAGCGCACCUUUCCUCGACGGCGAGACCAUGAUUCUGUCUGGCAAUUCUCAGCUCAAGCUAGUGAUUUAUCCUAUCCAGUGGUCCGAGUCUUCGUCAGCCCUACAGCUCAUAAAUUGGGUGGCGGAAGUCGAUGGAUUGAGUGAUGCGGGUGAGAUCAAUUACGGUGCUAAGAUUGAUGACGCAGAGCAAGUUCUGAAACACUUCGUGCGAUUUGAUCUGCCAUUUCUGAACCACGCCCAGCUCAUCAAAUCCACUCGGCACAUAUUUGUAUGGCCCAUGGUCGAUUGUGAUCCACUGGCCUCUUGGGUACAAGGCCGGGUGGCUCUGUUGGGAGAUGCAGCACAUCCCAUGUAUCCCAUUGGCUCUAAUGGAGGGUCCACAGCAAUCCAGGAUGCGGCUGCCAUAGCAGAGCUGCUUUCCACGGCCGGGUCUGAUGGACCAGGAAUCGAAGCAGCUUUGGUUGAAUACCAGCAGCAACGGCUGCCUGUGGUAAGCGACGUGCAACACGCCUGCAGACUCAUGCUCCCAGAAAAGGUCAUGGAUGAAGUUGAGCAUCGGGUGGCGCGCGGCACCACCAUCCCUGCCCGUUACGGUGAGAAUCUUCAAAUCGCGCUGCGUCUGGCGCAGAAGGGGCGUACAUAG